AUGUCAUCGGCCGCGACACAAACUUUUUCUGCGCCUGCAGAGGUUCACACCUUUGAUGGCCUUCUUUCUGACUUCGAUGGCACAAUCGUCGACUCUACGGAUGCCAUUGUGAAGCACUGGCACCAAAUCGGCGCCGAACUGGGCGUGGACCCCAAGACCAUCCUAGCAACCUCGCACGGCCGCCGCAGCAUUGACGUGAUGGGAGUAUACGACAAGAGCAAGGCCAAUUGGGAAUACGUAAGCUACAUCGAAGGGCGUAUCCCGCAAGAAUACGGCUCCGACGCCGUCGAAAUCCCCGGUAGCCGGGAUCUGCUCGAUGCGCUGGACAGCUCCGCCGCCAAAUGGGGCGUCGUGACGUCCGGCACGCGCGCCCUGGUUGAUGGCUGGCUAGGCGUACUGGGCCUCACGCACCCGACGCACCUCGUCGUCGCCGAGGACGUCGAGGUGGGCAAGCCCGACCCACGGUGCUACCAGCUGGGCGCGAAGAAGAUCGGGCUAGAGGGCUCUCAUAACAUCGUGGUGCUGGAGGAUGCCCCGAGCGGGAUCAGGGCCGGCAAGGCAGCGGGGUACAAGGUGAUUGCACUGGCGACGACGCACUCGCUUGAGAAAAUCCGGGAGGCGGGGCCGGACUGGAUCGUCGAGGAUUUGCGGAGUGUUUCGGUGAAGGGCGUUGUGGAUGGACGGGUUCAGAUUGAGAUUCGGAACGCCCUGCAAUAG
Penicillium canariense is the source of this 717-nucleotide messenger RNA. Its product is annotated as HAD family hydrolase. Bases 1 to 717 code for a protein of 238 amino acids. Gene Ontology annotation, molecular function: sugar-phosphatase activity; beta-phosphoglucomutase activity. The transcript is spliced from 4 exons. The record is from RefSeq and is a predicted model, not a curated record. NCBI's taxonomy places the organism in Eukaryota, Fungi, Ascomycota, Eurotiomycetes, Eurotiales, Aspergillaceae.